Carlito syrichta (Philippine tarsier) is the source of this 4676-nucleotide messenger RNA. It is a transcript of the gene TUBGCP6, whose product is annotated as tubulin gamma complex associated protein 6. Gene Ontology annotation, cellular component: equatorial microtubule organizing center; spindle pole; centrosome. The record is from RefSeq and is a predicted model, not a curated record. NCBI's taxonomy places the organism in Eukaryota, Metazoa, Chordata, Mammalia, Primates, Tarsiidae. Gene Ontology annotation, biological process: microtubule nucleation; spindle assembly; meiotic cell cycle. Gene Ontology annotation, molecular function: microtubule minus-end binding; gamma-tubulin binding.
AUGGACCUGUGGGAGGAUGAAGGGUUCCAGUCGGCGUCCAACUUGACUCCUGAUUCCCAGUCUGAGCCCAGCGUGACCCCGGAUGUGGACCUGUGGGAGGCGGCACUCACUUACGAGGCCAGCAAGCGGCGGUGCUGGGAGCGAGUUGGAUGGCCCCCUGGCCACAGAGAGGAGCCCUACCUGACCGAGGCAGGCAGGGACGCCUUCGACAGGUUCUGCAGGCUCCGCCAAGGGGAGUUGCAGGUGCUCGCUGGGGGCCUCAUGCCGACCACGCCGCCCGUGCUGCUGCCGGAGUGUGAGCUGGUGAAGGACGUGCUCAAUGUGUUGAUUGGGGUUGUGUCUGCCACAUUCUCACUCUGCCAGUCGGCGCAGGCCUUCGUGGUGAAGCAAGGCGUCCACGUGUCAGGAGCAUCCCCCGAGAGCGUCAGCAGCCUUCUCUCAGAGGUGGCUGAGUAUGGGACCCACUACACCCGUCUGAGCCAUUUCUCUCUGCAGCCCGUCCUGGACUCCUCAUACAGCAAGGGCCUUGUGUUCCAGGCCUUCACCAGCGGCCUGCGGAGAUACCUGCAGUACCACCGGGCCUGUGUGCUCGCCACUCCGCCCACCCUGAGCCUCCUCACCAUCGGCUUUCUCUUCAAGAAGCUGGGCCGGCAGCUCAGGUACCUGGCUGAGCUUUGUUGUGUUGGCACUGCGCUCCUGGGAACCAGCGGAGGAGGGCCCAGGGCUGCAUUCCCCACCGGUGUGAAGCUGCUGUCCUACCUCUACCAGGAGGCUCUGGACAACUGCAGCAAUGAGCACUACCCCGUGCUGCUGUCCCUGCUGAAGACCAGCUGCGAGCCUUAUACACGGUUCAUCCAUGACUGGGUGUACAGCGGGGUCUUCAGGGACGUGUCCGGCGAGUUCAUGAUCCGGGUGAACGACGGGUAUCUUGGCUUCAGAGACAAGUUUUACUGGACCCACGGCUACGAACUCAUCUCCAAAGAGGUGGAGGACUGUGUGCCCGUGUUCCUGAAGCACAUCGCCCAUGACGUGUACGUCUGUGGCAAGACCAUCAACCUGCUGAAGCUCUGUUGUCCCCGGCAUUACCUCUGUUGGUCCGACAUCCCUGUUCCUCGCAUCUCGGUGGUUUUCUCCCUGGAGGAGCUGAAGGAGCUGGAGAAGGACUGUGCCGUCUAUGUUGGGCGGAUGGAGAGGGUAGCCCGCCACAGCUCCAUCAGCAAGGAGGAGAAGGAAUUACGUGUGGAAAUUGCAAAACAGGAAUUAAUUGUCCAAGCCCGGGAAGCAGCGUCCAGGGUCCUGAGUGCGCUGAGCGACCGGCAGGUGUCGGAACGGAUGGCCGUGGACGCACGGAAGCGCGAGCAGUUCCAGCGGCUGAAGGAGCAGUUCCUGAAGGACCAGGAGCGACGCCGGCUUGCCAGGCAGGAGGAGCUGGAUGAUGACUUCAGCUACGCGCGUGAGCUCCGGGACAGGGAGAGGAGGCUGCGGUCUCUGGAGGAGGAGCUGGAGCGGAAGGCAAGGCAAGCGCUGGUCGACCAUUACAGCCAGCUGUCUGCAGAGGCAGCUCGCCGGGAGCAGAGGGCUCUGUGGAGACUCCAGAGGCACCGGCUGGAGAGCGCACGGCUUCGCUUCCUCCUGGAAGAUCAGAAGCGCAUUCAGAGGAUGCUAAGAGACUCGUCUGUGGCACACACGCCCCAGGAGAUCCUGGAUGUCCCCUCAAGUGCACACGCCCAGGUCAUGUGUCUAGGCCCUGAGCACCCAGAGGGAGGCCGAGGCUGUGAUUCUGAGCCUUCACAGCAACAUGUGGAUGCCUGGGAUGGCCUGGCCACACCGAUGCCGCUGCCCCUGGAGUCUCCAGCAGUCGAGACCGGUGACCCAGGGCCCCAGCAGGCAGAGGGCACUGGGCCGUUCUCGGCUGGCCUUAGCAUUGGAGACUUCCUUCCCGUGGGCCUGGGGGCUGAGCAAUCUGCGCAGACCAGCACGGUCCCUCUCCUGGAGGAGGCUCUGCAGACCAUCAGCACUGACCUAUCCCUCUUAGCUCCUGGGGAGGCCCCUGCAGCCACCAGCAUUUGGUCUUCCAGGCCACAGGAGUAUGACUUCAGUACUGUCUUGAGGCCCACUGUGGCUGCCUCACUGACACCAGGGCUCCUCCAGGCUGUAGAGGACAACUUGGGCAGCUCAGGGCACCAGCUGUCAGGCGACAAUCACAGGAAGCUGGACACACAUGUCCCUGCUACACAGGUGGCUCUGCUUCAUGCACAUGCACCUGGGCAUGUCACCUCCCCAGAGGGGUACUGCCAGCCCACAGAGCAGCUCUUAGGGCAUGUGUCAGGGGAUGGGGUUCCCACAGGGGGCCAUGCUUCUGGAAUGCUUCCCACCCAGCCACAGUGGAACAUCCAUGGGCAUGUGUCAGAAGCCAACAUCAGAGUUGGGGAGAAUGUGUCAGACGUGGCUUCUGCCCGGCCACGGUGGAACAUCCACGGACAUGUGUCAGAUGCCAGUAUCAGGGUUGGGAAGAAUGUACCAGAUGUGACUUCUGCCCUGCCACAGCCAAACAUCCAUGGACACGUGUCAGAUGCCAGCAUCAGAGUUGGGGAGAAUGUAUCAGACGUGGCUCCCACUCUGCCACGGUCAAACAUUCAUGGACUUGUGUCAGAUGCCAACAUCAGAGUUGGGGAGAAUGUGUCAGACGCGACUUCUACCCGGCCGCGGUGGAACAUCUGUGGACAUGUGUCAGAUGCCAGCAUCAAGUUUGGGGAGAAUGUGUCAGACGUGGCUCCUACUCAGCUACGACCAAACAUCCACGGACAUGUGUCAGAUGCCAGCAUCAGUAUGGGGAAGAAUGUGUCAGAUGUGGCUUCUAUCCAGCCACGGUGGAACAUUCAUGGACACGUGUCAGAUGCCAGCAUCAAAGUCGGGGAAAAUGUAUCAGAUGUGGCUCCCACUCUGCCACGGUCAAACAUUCAUGGACAUGUGUCAGACGCCAACAUCAGAGUUGGGGAGAACGUGUCAGAUGUGGCUUCUACCCGGCCACGGUGGAACAUUCAUGGACACGUGUCAGAUGCUAGCAUCAAGGUUGGGGAGAAUGUGACAGACGUGGCUUCUACCCAGCCACAGUGGGAUGGACACAGAUACUGGUCAGAUGCCAGCAUCAGCAUGGAAGAGAAUGUAUCAGAUGUGGCUUCUACCCUGCCACGCCUGGAAGACAAGGAGGAGAGCAGCCUUCAGACCACGCCCUCUGCUGCAGGAGACAGUGUCCCUGAGGAGCCAGGCCGGCGGCGGAGUGGACACCCUCAGGAGCCUUCUCCCAGUUGGCCUCAGAACUCACAGGAGGACACAGCGGCCGGGAGCAGCCCAGGCCCCGGUGUAGAGGCAGUGGAGGCGGCUGAGCCCCCGGCCCAGGCCCAGCAUGGCGCGGAGCCGGCCUCCCUGGCGGGCCUGGCGGCACGGUACCAUCUGGAGCAGUAUCCGGACAACUACGAGGCCAUGUCAGAGCCUCCGGCCGCGCACCUUCUGCGCCACGUGCUCCCGCGGGCCUCCGCCUUCCCAGUGGACCCCCAGGUGCAGCCAGCUGCCGACGGGAGUGCAGUGCAGCUGAGCGAGCUGCUGACGCUGCCCGUCCUCAUGAAGCGUUCAGUCACUGCCCCGCUGGCCGCCCACAUCUCGCUGGUGAACAAGGCCGCCGUGGACUACUACUUCGUGGAGCUGCAGCUCGAGGCGCACUGUGAGGCGCUGCGGCACUUCCUGCUGAUGGAGGACGGCGAGUUCGCCCAGUCGCUCAGUGACCUGCUCUUCGAGAAGCUCGGGGCUGGGCAGACGCCGGGAGAGCUGCUCAGCCCGCUGGCGCUCAACUCGGUGCUGAGCAAGGCCCUGCAGUGCAGCCUGCACGGGGACACACCGCACGCUGCCAACCUCUCCUUCGCCCUCAAGUACCUGCCCGAGGCGUUUGCCCCCAACGCCCCCGACGCGCUGAGCUGCCUGGAGCUCAGGUAUAAGGUCGACUGGCCGCUCAACGUCGUCAUCACUGACAGCUGCCUGAGCAAGUACAACGGCAUCUUCUCCUUCCUGCUGCAGCUGAAACUCGUGACCUGGACGCUCAAGGACGUCUGCUUCCACCUCAAGCGCACAGCCCUGCUGAGCCGCAUGGCCAGCUCCGUGCAGUUCCGCCAGCUGCAGCUGUUCAAGCACGAGAUGCAGCACUUCGUGAAGGUCAUCCAGGGCUACAUCGCCAGCCAGAUCCUGCACGUCACCUGGUGCGAGUUCAGGGCCAGGCUGGCCGCAGCCGCGGACCUCGAGGAUAUCCAGCGCGCCCACGCCGAGUACUUGCACAAGGCUGUCUUCAGGGGCCUGCUGACGGAGAAGGCGGCGCCGGUCAUGAACAUCAUCCACAGUGUCUUCAGCCUGGUGCUCAAGUUCCGCAGCCAGCUCAUCUCGCAGGCUUGGGGCCCUGCGGAUGGGCCGCGGGGCGCCGAGCACCCCAACUUUGCCCUCAUGCAGCAGUCCUACAACACCUUUAGAUACUACUCCCACUUCCUCUUCAAAGUGGUGACCAAGCUGGUGAACCGCGGUUACCAGCCCCACCUGGAGGACUUCCUGCUGCGCAUCAACUUCAACAACUACUACCAGGACGCCUGAAGGCUCGCCUGUGGAACCUCUCAAUAAAGGCGUCCUUGUUUCCA